AUGGGUACCGAGGUAAUCCCACAUACUACAACUCCUUGUUUUAUCAAGAAGAUCAUUUUAGACUACAUCUUUGAACAGCAAACUCUUGUGGUAGUAGUUGGGACACUAUCUACUCAAUCUGGCCACAUAAGGCAGCAGUUCAAACGUCCUUUGAACCAGCCUCCUCUUCCUCCAUCAUCACAUUCCAAAAGAAUGUACCGUUAUAAUGAACCUAUGUAUACUAAGUAUGGUCAUCAGAUGAAAGCUAGGACAUGUAUGGAAGAGCAAGAGAAUAUUAUACCAAUAUAUAGGUCGGAGGUGGUACCUAAUACAUUGAAUCCUCAAUGGUUAUCCAUCCAUCUAUCUAUGGAUCAAUUAUGUGGAGGAGAUGAGGAUAGAGAUAUAAUACUACAGAUGAGGGUCUAUUCAUAUCUAACACAACUACGACAACGACACGGAGGUGGAAAGCUAACAUACAAUAGCCAGUUGCAGAAACCAGUAGCAGGCACGGAGGGAUACAUCAUAAUAGAGGAGGUCAUCAUACAGCGAAGAUGGUCAUUCCUUGAAUAUGUAUUGGGUGGAUUGGAGAUGUCAUUAAUAGUGGGCAUCGAUUUCACUACAUCUAAUGGUGAUCCGAGGUAUGACAAUUCCCUACAUUAUCAUUCUAAUGAAGUCAUCAAUGACUAUAUUAUGGCAAUAAGAAGUGUUGGAGGGAUACUCGAAGCCUAUAAUAAUGAUAACAAAUACCCAGUAUAUGGCUUUGGUGCUAGACUACCACCAACAUAUACUCUAUCUAGUAACUGUUUUAGUUUGAAGGGUAACUUCUUCGAUCCAGAGGUAUAUGGCAUUGAUGGAAUUAUCGAGGCAUACAGGAAGGCUCUCCAGGUUACCUCUCUACAUGGCCCUACUAACCUAAGUGAGGUCAUAAAAACAUGCAGACAGUGGUCAUUAUCAUCAUCAGAGUGUAAUGUUAAUAGCAACGGGGAGAGGAUCUCUGGUGGUGAUAGUAGACAACAACAGCAGCAGCAGAAGUAUUUCAUACUCCUCCUUAUUACUGAUGGGCUCAUUGAUGAUGUACAGGAGACCAUAGAUGAGAUAGUUGAGGCUAGUAAGGAGACUAUCCCAAUGUCUAUUAUUAUAGUUGGUCUUGGCGAUGGUGUUGACUUCAGCCAGAUGGAUUUGUUAGACUCUAGAGGGUCUACAACUCUUGUGUCGAGUAAAGAUGGUUCCUCACCAGACCGUGACAUAGUCCGUUUUGUCCCUUACCGAGAAUUCAAAGGUAUGAAGGUAUGA
Messenger RNA from Perkinsus marinus ATCC 50983, 1272 nucleotides. RefSeq names its product copine, putative. Gene Ontology annotation, cellular component: plasma membrane. Bases 1 to 1272 code for a protein of 423 amino acids. The transcript has 14 exons. Gene Ontology annotation, biological process: cellular response to calcium ion. The record is from RefSeq and is a predicted model, not a curated record. NCBI's taxonomy places the organism in Eukaryota, Perkinsozoa, Perkinsida, Perkinsidae. Gene Ontology annotation, molecular function: calcium-dependent phospholipid binding.